Messenger RNA from Diospyros lotus (date-plum), 1386 nucleotides. RefSeq names its product glucan endo-1,3-beta-glucosidase 4. The record is from RefSeq and is a predicted model, not a curated record. Bases 874 to 1227 code for a protein of 117 amino acids. Lineage: Eukaryota; Viridiplantae; Streptophyta; Magnoliopsida; Ericales; Ebenaceae. The transcript has 4 exons.
AUGCCCCCAUAGGUACUGGACCGGCUCUAUUCUUCAUGUGCUUCUCCAUCUGCAUUUUCUGAGCAAGCAGUGGCAAUGCUUUUGUUUAUAUCUGCCGCUGCUUCUCUAUAUAAUGGUUGGGAAUGUACAGAAAAUUGGUGAUAAGAGGACUGGGCGUCUAAGAAUCCUAGUUUAGUCUACUUUAUGCAGAUGGCAUUGAAAGGGAACCGUUUGAAUCAUCAAUCAAUGGAAUUUGUCUAGAAGAGUCAUAUAUGUAUUGUAGGCUGUUAAUGACAUGAUUUAGAGGUCUUAUGAUGGACUGGAGUGGAGAAUCAAACAACAUGAACAAGAAAAGGGGAAAGAAAAGAAGGAAUAAAGGAAAAGAAAAAGAAAUAACAAGCGCAGGAUCGGAAUCUGCGGCGAUAAUUGGGGAUGAAACUUGUGCUUUUGAGUUGUCUUGGGGAGGAAGGCGACUUUGAUGCUUAAUUUCACAUGAUUGUCAGCUGCCCUUCUAGCUAUUUCCGUAAAUAGAGAGAGAUUAACAUGAAUGAUCCUGUUCCUGCCUUAAUUCUUGAAGAUGAAUGAUUGGAUGUUAAUAGAAUCUCUGUGUCUAAAUGGUACAUCUUUGGGUCUAGUUAAUUAAUUUCCCUGGCCAGAUCUUGAUCCACAAAGCAGUGGAUUCUGAGGGCUAUAUAUCUCUUUUGUGACUCGACUCCAGUGGUGAGAAAACAGGCAAAUGGAGCUAAGGAUUCCACGGGAACCUUAAGACAAUGCAGGGGCAAUUCAGGCAUUCCAGCUAGCUAGUACUGUUUGUGGGGGAUAAGUGACCACCUCCGGUCCUGUAAUUCCAACUCCAAAAGAGGCUGCCGCAACAGCAACAGCUCUAGAAGAUCAAUGUCGUCUGCCUUGCUGAGGAUUCUUCUAUUGGCUUUGCUCUUUCUCUCCUCAAUCCCAAAUAAAUCAGAUGGGCAGUUUGAAGACUGGUGCAUAGCGGAUGAGCAGACCCCCGACGAAGAGCUGCAGAAGGGGCUUGAUUGGGCCUGUGGGAACGGUGCCGAUUGCAGAAAGAUACAGCCGAACCAGCCUUGCUUCUUGCCAAGCACCGUCAAGGACCAUGCUUCCUUUGCAUUCAACAGCUACUAUCAGAAACUCAAGCAUAAAGGAGGAAGCUGCUACUUCAAUUCUGCUGCCCUUAUCACUGCUCUGGAUCCAAGUCAUGGAUCGUGCAAAUACGAGUUUCUCCCUUGAACAAAGGAUUGAGGAUGGACGAUUGGCGAUUCUCUUUACAUCUGCAAGUCUUUUUGGAAAGAAAGUUUCUGCCAUUUUCUUAAUUUGUGAAAGAUUUCCAUUCUCUUCGGUGUAUUGAUUCAAACAUUAGUAUAUGCAUGUUCUCACUCUUGAUCUUGA